This is a messenger RNA of Contarinia nasturtii (swede midge), 1886 nucleotides long. RefSeq names its product probable ATP-dependent RNA helicase DDX52 (gene ais). The record is from RefSeq and is a predicted model, not a curated record. Gene Ontology annotation, biological process: maturation of SSU-rRNA. Bases 106 to 1815 code for a protein of 569 amino acids. Gene Ontology annotation, molecular function: RNA helicase activity; nucleic acid binding; ATP binding. The transcript has 6 exons. Lineage: Eukaryota; Metazoa; Arthropoda; Insecta; Diptera; Cecidomyiidae.
AGUGUGCAUGAGACACAUGUGGCGAUUGAAUUGAAAACAAAACAGCGUUCCAUCACUAAAUAGUUUUUCUUUUUUUUCUGGAUAAGUUAGUUGAAAUACUUGAAAAUGAAUACAAAGGAAAUUUUCAAGCAAUUAACCGUCGGAGCGGUUUUUAAGCCAGAGCGGAGAAAAGUGGCACUCGACUCAAAUUUGAAGUCGGAAAUUAAAGUUGAGGAUGAAAUAGCUGAAGAGACGACCACACCAACAAAUGCUGUAAAGAAAGAGAAGAUCUUUUCGGAAGAAAAACAGAAAAUGCUCCACGUUGAAAAGGUCAAUCACAUACGAAAUAAAUACCAUAUCAAUGUACAUGGUACGAAUCCGGCUGAUCCCGUUGAGACUUUUGAUGAAUUAAUAAAUGACUGUGCGAUUCCACGACAAAUCGUGAAUAAUCUAAUUUCGUGUGGCUACAAGGAGCCAACACCCAUUCAAAUGCAAGCCAUUCCGAUUAUGAGCAGUGGUAAAUCAUUGAUGGCAUGCGCUCCAACCGGCAGUGGUAAAACAGCCGCAUUUCUUGUGCCAAUUAUUCGAGAUUUGAAGAAGCCUAAAAAUAAAGGAUUUCGAGCUUUAAUUCUCUGCCCGACGCGUGAAUUGGCCAAGCAAACCCAAAGAGAAUGUCAACGACUCGUCGAUGGCAUCGAUUUAAAGGUGCACACACUCAAUAAAAUCAAUCAGGCCGAAGCAAAAUACGGGCCAAAAAGCAACAAACAAUUCGAUAUACUGAUAACAACACCAAAUCGUGUAUGCUUUUUGCUGGAGAAAGAAACACCGAUUCUGGACUUGAGCAAUGUUGAAUGGCUUGUAUUGGACGAGGCCGAUAAAUUAUUCGAGGAGGGCAAAAAUAGUUUUCGUGAUCAAUUUAAUAAGAUCCAUGCGGCUUGUAGUAGUGGAAAAGUGAAAGUUGGAUUAUUUUCUGCCACAUGGACGAUGCCAGUGUCGAAAUGGGGCAAAAAGAAUACAAACAAUCUGUGUACGAUUUCAAUUGGUCAGCGAAACUCGGCCACGGACCUUGUCGAUCAAGAGCUGCUAUUCGUUGGUAAUGAGUCGGGGAAAAUGGUAGCCUUCCGUAACAUGCUUCGUGAAGGUUUAAAGCCACCGGUACUUGUCUUCGUUGACAGCAAAGAUCGUGCUCAACAAUUGUAUUCCGAGCUCAUUUACGACGCCAUAAAUGUGGAUGUGAUUCAUGCAGAUCGAACGCAACAACAGCGUGACGAUGUGGUAAAAAAUUUUCGCGAAGGAAAGGUGUGGGUGUUAAUCUCAACCGAGCUCAUUGGGCGUGGUAUCGAUUUUCUUGGGGUUAAUCUGGUUAUCAAUUACGAUUUUCCACCGUCGGCUAUUUCAUACAUUCAUCGGAUUGGCCGAACAGGUCGGGCGGGACGUAAAGGAAAGGCCAUUACCUAUUUUACGCAAGAUGACAAGCCCAAACUCAAAAGUAUUGCGAACAUCUUACGAAAUUCGGGCUGCAAAGUACCAGAGUAUAUGUUAACGUUUAAGAAACAGUCGAAGAAGGUGAGACGUAAGCUGGAGAAGACCAUUCCGAAACGACAAGACAUCGCUGUACAAAAUCCAAAGCAAAUGCUGAAAAAGAAAGGAAAGUUUGGCAAGAAAACUUCUGGCAAUGAUCCGAAGAAGGGCAAACAAAGUAAUGGGAAGUCAAAAGAAAAACAAGAAAACGAUACACCCGGUAAAUUCGUUAAAUUGCCAAGCAAACGCAAAGCACCUGGAAGCACCGAAAAUAGUUUAAAAGUAAUAAAAAAGAAACAGAAAAUUGUCAGUUAAUUCACAUUUGAUUGUUAAUAAAAGUGUUUAUAUUUUCCAAUAAAAAAAUAUGACAACAGUUACAUAGAAAA